AGGACUAGUGGCAGUCGCGCGCCGGCCGCUGCCUCGAUAGGGUGUUUGUGUUUAUGUCGUCGCGAUGAAAAUUCGACCGCCAUAGAGGUUAUGUUUACGCGUGCCGCGGGAACGAAACCGACCACGCAUGCCCUUCUGCGUCCACCUUUUCGAAAAUCCUCCACCGAUCGUCACGUGUCCAUCGGUAAAUCCAUCGAUUUCCCACGACACCGCGUCCCUCGGCCUACGCAGCAGCUUGGCAACACUUGACACACGCAAAAAAGCUUCGUAAAUGCACAGGAGCGUCGUGUGUGCUAGCUCUCGGACGUGAUUGGUGAGGUGGUGUGCGUGUAAAGGGCCAACAAGAGAGGCCGCAACGGUGAGCAUUCGAGAUGAGCUAUGAAUUUGGGCUGCCUGGUAGCCACCGUCUUCGUGCUUCAGCUGCUGUUCAAUGUCACAGCGCUACCCUCAGUCGUCAAGAUUGGUGCUAUAUUCACUCAUGACCAAAAGGAUAGCAGUACAGAGUUGGCCUUCAAGUAUGCCGUGUACAAGAUCAACAAGGAAAGGCUUAUCCUGCCGAAGACGACGCUGGAGUACGAUAUACAAUACGUGCCAAAAGAUGACUCCUUCCACGCGUCGAAAAAGGCGUGUCAACAGGUCAAGUACGGGGUGCAGGCAGUAUUCGGCCCAUCGGAUCCCAUCCUGGGCCAACACAUCCAUAGCAUCUGCGACGCACUGGACAUUCCACAUCUGGAAGCCAGGCUGGACCUGGACACGGAGGCGAAAGAGUUCAGCAUCAACCUCUAUCCCGCACAAAGUUUGCUCAACGCCGCUUAUCAGGACAUCAUGGAGUUUCUCAACUGGACCAAGGUCGCCAUUAUCUACGAGGACGACUAUGGACUGGUGAAGCUACGAGAACUCGUCAGGUCGCCGAAGUCUCGAGAGAUCGAGGUUAACCUCAGGCAGGCCGACCCGGAUUCCUACAGGCAGGUUCUCUCCGAGAUGAAAAGCAAGGAAAUACGGAAUCUCAUCGUAGAUACCAGGCCGGAGCAUAUGCAUCAUUUUCUACGAAUGAUCUUGCAGCUGCAAAUGAACGACUACAAGUACCACUAUCUCUUCACAACUUUCGAUAUCGAGACCUUCGACCUCGAGGACUUCAAGUACAAUUUCGUCAAUAUCACUGCCUUCCGUCUGGUCGACGCGGAGGAUGUCGGUGUGCGGGGCAUCUUGAGGGACAUGGAACGAUACCAACCGUCCGGGAAUACGAUCCUCAACAAAUCGAGAGUUAUACAGGCGGAGCCAGCGCUCAUGUACGAUAGCGUGCAGGUGUUUGCUGUAGGAUUAAGAACGCUGGAACAGUCACACGCGCUCAGGCCCGCCAACAUCUCCUGCGAAAUGGAACACCCCUGGGACGGAGGGUUGUCCCUCAUCAACUACAUCAACUCGGUCGAGAUGAAGGGUAUUUCCGGUCCCAUCGAGUUCAAAGAAGGGCGCAGAAUUCAAUUCAAGCUGGACCUGCUAAAACUGAAGCAACAUUCGCUCGUCAAGGUCGGUGAAUGGCGUCCAGGCGCCGGCGUCAACGUGACGGACACCGCGGCAUUUUUCGAGCCAGGAUCAGCGAAUGUCACUCUGCUCGUCAUCACUAUAUUGGCUCGUGUAUCGUCCAGAUCUGAUAGCGUGUUCCGUUGUUUGCAUGGACCCCCUGUUGCGACACAGGAAAUUCCGUACGUGAUGAUGCACUACGAAAAAAACUACACGGGGAACGCGCGGUUUUACGGUUUUUGCGUGGACCUACUGGAGGCGGUGGCAAGGGAAGUCGGCUUCUCAUACAGAUUGGAGCUGGUACCGGACAGGAAGUACGGCGCGAAAGACCCGGAAACCGGGGAGUGGAACGGCAUCGUCAGAGAACUCAUGCGACAUGAGCAGCCGUACGUAAUGCUGAAGAGCAGAGGGAAUUUCAGCGGGAACGCACGUUACGAGGGCUUCUGCAUCGACCUACUCAAGGAGAUAGCUCACAUGGUGGGCUUCGCCUACAGGAUCGAGCUCGUGCCGGAUGGCAAGUACGGCGUUUACGAUUACGAGACUGGCGAGUGGAACGGAAUAGUCCGCCAGCUGAUAGACAAGAAAGCAGACUUGGCAGUCGGCUCGAUGACCAUUAAUUACGCCCGCGAAAGCGUGAUCGACUUUACGAAACCGUUCAUGAACCUUGGCAUUUCGAUUCUCUUCAAGGUACCGACCAGUCAUCCAGCUCGACUAUUCUCCUUUAUGAACCCGCUGGCUAUUCAAAUCUGGCUGUAUGUGCUGGCUGCGUACGUCCUUGUCUCAGUGAUGAUGUUCGUGGUUGCCAGGAUCAGCCCGUACGAGUGGAACAACCCUCAUCCCUGUCAUACAGAGUCGGAACUUGUCGAGAACCAAUUCUCGUUGGCCAAUAGUUUUUGGUUCACCAUUGGCACUCUGAUGCAGCAGGGUAGCGAUCUGAACCCUAAGGCAACGAGCACGCGGAUCGUGGGUGGCAUAUGGUGGUUCUUCACGCUGAUCAUCAUAUCGUCGUAUACUGCCAACCUGGCGGCGUUCCUUACCGUCGAGAGGAUGAUCACUCCCAUUGAAAAUGCGGAGGAUCUCGCUGGUCAGACGGACAUCGCUUAUGGUACCUUGGAUAGCGGAAGUACCAUGACUUUCUUCAGGGAUUCGAUGAUCGAGACGUACAAGAAGAUGUGGCGGUUCAUGGAGAACAAGAAACCAUCCGUGUUCGUGCCCACUUACGAAGAAGGGAUCCAGAGGGUUCUUCAAGGCGAUUACGCUUUCUUAAUGGAGUCGACCAUGUUGGAUUACAUCGUGCAAAGGGACUGCAAUCUCACCCAAAUUGGCGGACUUCUGGAUAGCAAAGGAUACGGCAUCGCCACGCCAAUGGGCUCACCAUGGCGAGAUAAGAUAUCUCUGGCAAUCCUCGAGCUUCAGGAAAAAGGAGAAAUCCAAAUGCUGUACGACAAAUGGUGGAAGAGUCCCGGUGAUACUUGUAUGAGGACCGAGAAGGGCAAGGAGAGCAAAGCGAAUUCCUUGGGAGUGGAUAAUAUAGGUGGAGUAUUCGUUGUACUGCUGUGCGGCCUGGCGUUCGCCGUGUUGAUCGCGAUUUUUGAGUUCUGCUACAGUACCAGGAGGAACAUGCCGGCGGAACGGAGAGCUGCGGUAUCGACGCCGAUCUGCACGGAUUCUUUGCAAGGGAUCUCGCAAUCCGUGCAGCAACAGCAACAACAGCAGACGCAACAGCAGCAACAACAGCAGCCGCAACAGCAACCGAAUCAGCACCAGGAAUCCCUGUGCUCGGAAAUGGCGCGGGAACUGUGUCGCGCGUUGCGCUGCCACGCGUCCUCGCGGCGGCGUCGCGCCUGCGAGAAAUGCUCAACGCACGUGCUCGGCUAUACACCGGACAACCCCACUGCCACCCCCUUGAAUGGGAUGAGAUCGCAGAGAAGCAGCCUGGGUGUUCCCACAGUGGAACUGCCGCCACAUGUCCACCUGCAUCAUCACGCACCACCGCCACACGACUAUGACGGAACUUAAACUCACGAAUCUUUUUACACCUUUUGCGGUCACUUCUUGCGGCCUAACGAAUGGGAAGAACGUACCAACAGGAAGAAGAAGUGGUACGACUACGGGCGAGGAAGCUUCGAAAAGAAAAGAGAGGGGACAAGAUGGAAAAGACCGAGAAGAAAGUACAAAAACGCAUCAAGUAGCGCCGAACGGACAGAUCGACCAGUUCGUUCUUUUCCUUUUUUCCUAGAGAACGAAGUAGAAUACCGCCGCGAGUAUCACAUACGUCGAGAAUCACCGAGAACCAACGUUGCACAAUUUCUAUGAAGAGCGUGUGUUCGUCGUCGAACACGAACGAGAGAGGAGAAAGAAAAGGCUCUUGUGUUCCCGCGAAUCUCCCCUUCCUUUUUUCACCAAGAACACGGGCUCGUUUCACUUUCUACCGUAGAAUCUGCACCAAGAGACGAUUGUUCGCGUACGUUGGCUAACGCGGAGCGGAGGGAUCGAUCGUGGAGGACUCGCAUAACCCGUGGCGAAAAUCCAACAAGACCUGCCAUUUCUCAAUUCUCGUCCCGCCACUAUUUCAUCCUCUCGCUAUUUCUUACUUGCAUCGCGUAGAAAUAUCAUGGUAUUUGUCAUACGAUCAACCAAAAACUCGAGGAACUUGCGUUUCGAUGACCCACACGCAACAUUUCCCUCGAUUAAUCGAAUAGAGAAGGAUAUUUCAAAUCUCGCAGCGAUUUCUCUCGACGAAAAGAAAUCGUGGCGAUCUAAUAAGUCGAACAAUUAUUUGAUAUUAUUGAAAUUAAUCACAGGAUACAUCGACAAGAGCUGUGUAUCUCGAAAUACGAUCCUCGAGUAUUAUUUAGCACGACUAGAUUUUGAUCCAUUUGGAGGAAUCGUCGAGCCGAAGUACAAAGAAGAAUGUCGAAUUUUCUUUUUACUUUGCGCUAACGAAAAGAAUCGAACAACCGAUUUCAGUCUCGGAACAUUCCCUGUACAUUCCACGUCUGUCGGGAGAACAUUCGUGUUCGAAGAACGAUCGAGCCCGAGAUUAAACAGGAACGACACUUACCACGCGAUUUUUCUUCCGUUUUCGGCAAGACGAGAUGUCGUUGCGACUGACGCCAGGCUCGAUUCGGCUCUUCCUGUAUAUUUUCACGCGAGAAUACAACACGCGAUCGAUCGUAGAAAUCGGAACGGCCGAGUAAGGCGGUGAAACUAUCAUCUGUCGAUCAGACCGUUCCUUUUUUACCCUUUUGCGUCCACGUAAACGAACUGCACCGUAAACGAUUCUUGCAUACGUAAACGACCACCGGAGGCACAUUAACUCACAUAACACACUCACGCAGAUACAGAUUCGUGUAACUACCGCGGCGGCGCGCGCGAAUGUAGACGAUACAAUUUGCAAGUAUUUUAAAGUAAAACACAGAAGGCAAGCGAUUAACUGUCUAGAGUUAAAGAAAAAAAAAAUGAGUACAACCAAGUAGACGUUUGAUGUCAUUUCACGUGUGUAUAUGCAGACGGCGAAUAAACGUAAGACAUGAUGAUGGA
Bombus terrestris (buff-tailed bumblebee) is the source of this 5064-nucleotide messenger RNA. RefSeq names its product glutamate receptor ionotropic, kainate 2 (gene Ekar). Gene Ontology annotation, molecular function: glutamate-gated receptor activity. Gene Ontology annotation, cellular component: postsynaptic membrane; plasma membrane. Gene Ontology annotation, biological process: monoatomic ion transport. The record is from RefSeq and is a predicted model, not a curated record. The coding region runs from base 379 to 3540 and encodes 1053 amino acids. Lineage: Eukaryota; Metazoa; Arthropoda; Insecta; Hymenoptera; Apidae. The transcript is spliced from 20 exons.